Molecule: messenger RNA, 792 nt
Organism: Olea europaea var. sylvestris
Lineage: Eukaryota; Viridiplantae; Streptophyta; Magnoliopsida; Lamiales; Oleaceae
Product: putative receptor-like protein kinase At3g47110
Exons: 1
Coding region: 1-792 (263 amino acids)
Molecular function (GO): protein binding
Source: RefSeq, a predicted model, not a curated record
AUGUUACAAGCACUUUCUUUUAGUAGCAAUAGUAUCUCCGGCAAUCUUCCAUCGUCAAUUGCCAAUGGUCUCCCUAAUCUUGAUUGUCUUUUACUUGGUGGUAAUCAGUUGAGUGGAAAAAUCCCUGCCUCUAUUUCCAAUUUUUCAAAGCUUGUUAAGCUGGAUCUAGGUCUUAACACCUUUUGUGGGCGAGUACCCGAGAACCUUGGGAAUUUACAGAACCUUCAAUUUCUAAGUUUCCAAUCUAAUCAGUUGACAAAUGAUCCUUCAAUGCUCAAAUUGGAUUUUCUUAUUUCAUUGCAAAAUUGUAGGAAGUUGAAGAUCAUAUGGAUGGGAAGCAAUUAUUUUGAUGGAAUAUUACCAAAAUCCUUGGGUAAUUUGUCAACAUUCGUUGAAAAUUUUGAUGCUGAUCAUUAUGGUAUUAAAGAUAUCAUUCAGAACGAAAUUGGUACUUUGAGCAUCUUGAUCAAGUUAGACAUUGGAGGCAAUGAAUUGACCAGAAGAAUUCCUAACACAUUGGAUCAAUUAAGAAAAUUGCAAAGGUUGAUACUCUGUGUAAAUAAAUUACGGGGGUCAUUAUCUGCCAACCUUUGCUAUUUGGUAUAUCUGUAUUAUCUGAAUUUGGAAGAUAAUCAGCUUUCUCAACAGUUGCCAAAGUGUUUAGGAAAUCUUAUGUCUUUACGAGCAAUUUAUUUAGCUUACAACUCAAUGACUUCUACUAUGCCAUCCACACUAUGGAAUAACAAGGAAAUUCAGAUUUUGAGUUUCUCUCAUAAUUUGUUGAAUGGGUAG